GAAAAGCUCGGCUCAGUGACGCCCUGGGCCUCCCACUGUUCCCCUCAGAGCUACCUCAGGUUCACUGACCAAAAGCAGCAGCUUAGCUAGUUUACAUGAACAGAGCCUUACAAUGUCUCAACAGCAAAUCAGCCUACCCGCUAAACUCAUCAAUGGUGGUGUUGCUGGCACGGUCGGGGUGACCUGUGUGUUUCCUAUUGACCUGGCCAAGACCCGGCUCCAGAACCAGAGGAGUGGACAGCAGGUCUACAGGAACAUGAUGGAUUGCCUCAUCAAGACGGUCAGAUCAGAGGGAUACUUUGGAAUGUACAGAGGUGCGGCAGUCAAUCUUACCUUGGUUACACCAGAGAAAGCAAUCAAACUGGCAGCUAACGACUUCUUCCGCCACAAACUUAGCCAGGAUGGGUCCAAGCUUACUGUGUUGAAGGAAAUGUUGGCUGGGUGUGGUGCAGGAAUGUGUCAAGUCAUCGUAACUACUCCAAUGGAGAUGCUGAAGAUCCAACUUCAGGAUGCAGGCAGACUUGCUGCGCAGCAGAGGAACUUGGCGGUACUCCCUGCCAUGAAGCUUGGGGCUGGUAACGCUAUGCUCAGCUGCUCCUACAGUGGGGGUCCAGCGCCGAUGCUCAGGGUCUCCGCCACACAGCUCACCCAGGAGCUGCUGCGCACGCGGGGGAUACCGGGGCUCUACACAGGCCUGGGAGCCACACUCAUGAGAGACAUACCCUUCUCUGUGGUUUACUUCCCCCUCUUCGCUCAUCUGAAUCGUCUCGGACAACCAUCGGAGAUGGAAAAGGCUCCGUUUUAUUGGUCCUUUAUAUCUGGCUGUGCGGCAGGUUGUACAGCCGCUGUGGCUGUAAACCCCUGUGAUGUCAUCAAGACCAGACUGCAAUCUUUGAAGAAGAGUACAUCUGAGGAGACCUAUAGUGGAGUAGUGGAUUGUGUAAGUAAGAUCAUGCAGAAGGAGGGACCUGGCGCCUUUCUGAAAGGCGCUAGCUGCAGAGCGCUAAUCAUCGCUCCACUCUUCGGCAUUGUGCAAGUCGUGUACUUCAUCGGCGUUGGGGAGUUCGUCCUGGGCCAAAGUUCUUUUAACCUCUACUCUUCCUAGACUACCUCAUGAAACAUUACAGUUUUCAAUGGGAUAACAACUGACUAAGGCAGCUAUAAGGCAAGUGUAUCGAGUAGCAUUUCAAAAACAACCAGCCUAUUCUUAGAGCUCUGUUAUGAACAUAACAAGGCUGGGAGAGAUGUGGGUAUUUCAAUUCAAUGGCUCCCACAACUCUCCAUUCACUCAUUAGUUCUCUGUAGGCUACUGGACCCAGACCAGAGGUCGAGUUCAUUUGGACUCUUCUGGGUUGACAGUAACAGUAACCAAGUGAUGUACAGUAUUUGGCAGCUCGGAGAUGCUAGUGCAUUAAGUCAGUGAACACUUGAUACAGUAAAUGUAUGAACUUGUUUAAUCUUUGUAAAAAAUGUUGUAAAUAAUAACAAUGGCUUCAAUGGGCUGUGGCCUCAGUGCCUGUCCAGUAUCUGUUGCUAGACGUGGUAACAGUACCAAAAUGUUCCCUCAGUGAGGGAUGGAAGAUUCCUGUAUAUCACCAACAUAGGCCAUUUUAUAUGUAGUCCUAUCACAGAUUAGAUGAAGUGACCCUUCUGCCACAUAUCAACAUAUCAACAAUAGCCUCCCAUCAAUUACUUUUUCAACCAGAUUGAGCAUUUUAACAAUAUGAAAUAAUUGAAUGUUGAUAGCCUAUUGUAUUUAUUAUGAAACUGUUUUUUCACCAUUGUGGCAAAUGCAGCAGAGUCUGUGUGCCAUUUGUUUGAAAUACUGCCGUGAGGUUUCAGCUGGUCCCUGUCCAUCUUAGCGGAAGUAGCCAACAGGCAAGUUCAAGUUAUAUCAUUCCAGGGACCGAGAUACUCAGAUGAAGCUGUGAUCCUCUUUAACGUGCUAGAAUCAAACCAAGGGAGUGAAGUGAGGUUGAGCAAGGUUGGUAUUCUAAGGGCAAGACCAAGUUUUUCUGGUUUCCCUGAAAGAUUUUAAGCAUUUCAAUGGCUACGUGGUGUAUUUUUGUAAUGAUGUUGUAUAUUUAAGAAUUGCAUUUUUUUUAUUUUGUAUUUAUAAAUUAGUUAUAAGAGUUCAAUCUUAUGAAUGGGAAUGGGAAGUUGUGUAAAUUCUGGAAGGUAUGAUUAUAAAUAGAAUGUUGAAGUGUACACUGCACACAACUGUACUUGUAUGCUUAUGUAAAGAUGGAAUGCAGCCUUGGUUGCAUAACUGUACCCAAUGUCUCAUUAAGUAAAUGGUCUCCCCCUUCCCCAUUAGGAUUUGGAUGAAUUUAACAACAUGAACAACAUGAUCAUAACAUGAAUUUGCGAAUUUCAUGUGGAGAAAAUAAAAAGUUCUCUCUGUUUCUUUCUUUGUUAUAGCCUGGAAAU
Messenger RNA from Sardina pilchardus (European sardine), 2430 nucleotides. Its product is annotated as mitochondrial glutamate carrier 1-like. NCBI's taxonomy places the organism in Eukaryota, Metazoa, Chordata, Actinopteri, Clupeiformes, Clupeidae. The transcript is spliced from 9 exons. Gene Ontology annotation, biological process: L-glutamate transmembrane transport; aspartate transmembrane transport; malate-aspartate shuttle. Bases 113 to 1105 code for a protein of 330 amino acids. Gene Ontology annotation, molecular function: L-aspartate transmembrane transporter activity; L-glutamate transmembrane transporter activity. The record is from RefSeq and is a predicted model, not a curated record.